AUGCCAGAAUUAAACCCUAUUCUGGCAGUGGUUAUACACGGUUCUUUAUUUUUGUCAGGUUUAAUGGGAAACAUGUUUAUUCUGAUUGUUCACUUUGUAGACUGGUGGAAGACUCGGGAGCUCAACCCUUGUGAUGUGAUCAUCAACUGCAUUGUCAUAUCCAACAUAGCCCUCCAAGGAACAAUUCUAAUCAAUGAGGUCUGCUUCUUCAUGUUUGUGGUACUCUACUUUCAAGAAAGGGUAGUCAAUGCCCUUGCAGCAGCCAUGUCUUCGUUGGCAUUCUCCAGUCUCUGGUGUUCCACCUGUCUGUGCUUUUACUAUUGUGUGAAGAUUAUCAAUAUCAGCGGGGCAUUUUUCUACAAACUCCAGGCAAAGCUUCCAGUAUACAUGCUGUUUUCCUCCAUUGCAUUCACCAUCGUCUUUAUCACAGCCGGGACCAUCAUCGCCUCUUUAUGCAGACACAUACUACGCCUCAAAAAAAACAGAGAAGGCUUUAGCAAUGCAAAAGUCAGAUCCAACCUGUCGGCUGCUAGGACUGUUACCUUUCUGCUCAUACUUUACUUAGCUUUUUAUGGAGUGCUUAAUGCAAUAUUCAAUGAAACUACGGGC
Molecule: messenger RNA, 609 nt
Organism: Nanorana parkeri
Lineage: Eukaryota; Metazoa; Chordata; Amphibia; Anura; Dicroglossidae
Product: taste receptor type 2 member 9-like
Exons: 2
Biological process (GO): G protein-coupled receptor signaling pathway; detection of chemical stimulus involved in sensory perception of bitter taste; sensory perception of taste
Cellular component (GO): membrane
Molecular function (GO): G protein-coupled receptor activity; bitter taste receptor activity
Source: RefSeq, a predicted model, not a curated record